CAUGGCAACUGAGCGAGGCUGAGAGAGAGAAGAGUCGGAGUGAAGAGCAACACAACGAGAUCAGUCAGCAGCUUCAGGAACAGCUCCAGGCGGUGAGCGGUACUUGUCUUUUAAUAGAUUGAAAUGUCUCCGCUCUGUCAUCUUAGUUUGCACCUGACAAGUUCUCAUUUUUUACAUUUUUAAAAAAUUAUUUUUGUAGCUUUUUGUGUAAUUCAGAUUUGCAUUUCAUAGUGGAAUUGCAAACGAUCAUGAUCAUGAUGAUCAUGAUGAUUUCAAUGUCACAAUAAAUGAUCCUGUCAUGAUACACAUUACUAUGAGUAGAGAGUCCAGUUGAAACAAUAAUCAGUGAUGUCAGUGCUUACACAGUAACAUGGUGUGGUUUUCCCCUUUCUUUUCCCUAAUUGUUUCAUUUUUUUUUUUUCUGUUCCUGGUUAAAAGUUAAUUUGAUGUAAUAUUGUAAUGUUUCUUGAAACAGUUGACAAGAGUUAUGCUCAACAAAUCUAAAUAUGCAUACAGCAGUACAUCAUCAUCGUUACUGUGACAGUGUAGUAUAAUUUUCCCAUAUCACCCACGUUUAGUGACCAUGUGACACAUAUCAGUAGGAAUCAGCAUUAUGACCGAACACCAGUCAGGAUUUCUGCUCGUAAAGGCUUUAAAAGUAGGAAUGCUGAUCUACCAAGUGAUUCAUCUCCUCUUUAAGCCCCUUGUUCUAAAUAUCAAUCCAAGGAAGAUGUAGAUCAUGCUGACUCAAAAUCAACUGCCCAAUCAUGGCGCUAAAAAUAGGAAUGACAGAAUGCCCUGCCUGAGUCACUUUUUUUGCCCUGAGGACACACAGAGCAACAACACUACAGCGUCACUCCCAGCUGUGGUUUGUGAAUUAAAGAUGUAGCACAUAAAAGAUAAGGAGUGGCAUUAUUCACCACUGAAACUACUGGACUACUUUUUGUUAAAAGCACAAAGGUAGAUAUCCCUUAUAUCUAAUAAGAAUAAGAUGAAAGCUCACGUUCAGUGCUCUAAGAAGCACAUCAUCGUACAGAUAUAUGGAAUAAAAGUCUGUACUUGUACUGCAGGAGCAAAAAAACAUUGCUUUGUGUAUUUAAUGUCAGCAACACCGCUCCUCUUCUUCCUGCUUCCUUCCUGAGUACGAGAUCAUUAGUGAAGUAUGUGGAGCUCAGACAGUGAAAACAACAUUUAAAUGACGGUGAAUAUCAAAUAGUUUCAUGAUCUUCUUGAAAUUUCACUUUGGAAAGGAGAAUAAGUGAUUCGAAAAGUGCAAUCACACACUAUUCUAAUCUAAUCUCCAAGAAAUCCGCUUCUGUCAAGAUCAGACCUGGGACAAUACGUCAGUACAUAUUGCUGGUGUUUGAAAACUCCUUGCACGAGCUCAUGAGGACAUCUUAUCGGUUUGAUUUGAGUAAUCAGAACGGCUCUGGGGAUGAUAAAACAGCAAGACGAAAGCCAGGCCUUGUUUUUCCACUCCCUGCAGAUUUGCUUUGUUGCAGUGUCACACAUUCACACACGUUUCCUGGUGUAAUUCCUAACUCGGGCUGUACAGCGGGUUCUUGCCAGAAAUCAAAGUUCAAGGAAACUACUGCGUUUACAAGAAUCUUCCCAUCUCUCGAGUCUCAGGGAGGAGGAAAUGGCUCAUUCGCAUUUUGCCUUCACCAUGAAUGAGUCGCAGAUUUUGAGCAGUGUAAAUGAACAGUUAGAGAGCAGCCUGACACAUGGCUAUAAUAUAACCAAACUGAGCAGCAGGAUAGAGCCUUUACCGGAUGUAGUGAAUGGUGGCUCCAUCAUUUCCAAGGUGCCUGAGAAGGCUAUGGAGGUGAAACUGGCCAUCACGGCUGAGCUGCAGAGCCUGAAGCAGGAGCUGGGGGAGAAGGGCCACCCAAGUCCACAAGAUGAGGAACUGCUCAGUGCCCUUAAAGAACAAGUUACAAGACUGAUGCAGCGGGAGCAGUCCCUGGAACAGCGGUUGGAGACAGUGUGCAAGGAGAACGCCGAGCUGAGAGACAGUGUGUCCUCGUUAUACGCACAACUGGCCUUGCAUGAGCAAGAGAGUAAUACGCAAACACAACAGCUGGCAGAGGCCUGGCAGGAGGUGGAGCUAGCGAAAGACAGAGUUCAAGAUCUACAGUCUCAGAUAGAGGAACUACAGGAAGAGGUUUCCCUCCAGAGGACCACUGAUGGGGACACAUCCCUGCUUUCAGAGAUGGAGCAUAGUUUAGACUCCAUGAACUGGAUCCAAGACAAGAAGCAGGUUAUACAAGAAGUGAGCUCCAUCUUAGACAUGCUGCUUCCUGUUUCCUAUGGCUCUGAGGCUCCAUGUAAUCAAGAAGAUAGCCUGCAAGGCAGGCUGGGGCAGCUUAAGAGUGUGGCAGAAAGGAUUGUGCACAAUGAGACACUUCAGGAGCUGAACAGACCCAUUGUGGGAGGAGACAUGGCUCUGUGCGAGAAUACAGCCUGGAUACAGGAGCUGCGAGAUCAGAAUGCACAGCUAUUAAAAGAGAACGCUGAACUCAGGCUCAAAGCUGACAGCAGGCUGGACGGAGAGAUCAUUCAAAGAGCUAUAAAGGACAGAGAUGACGCCAUUUCAAAGAAAACGGCAGUGGAGGCAGAACUCGUGCGGAGCAGAAAUGACAUGAUGUAUCUGAACAACCAGCUGCUGGAGGCCAUCCAGCGUAAACUAGAGCUGUCUCAGGAACUGGAGGCCUGGCAGGAUGACAUCCAGGUCAUCAUUAACCAGCAGCUGAAGAGCCAGACAGAGCAGCAGAUGCAGUCAAAGCGGUCUGGAGGCAACCGUCUCUCUUUUUUCCGCAAACCACUGAAAGCAUCCACUUCUGUGUCCUGCAUACCGGAGACCACGACAGUGCCCAACCGUUCGCCCUGGAGAAACUGGCUCAAAGUGGCCAAAUAAACAACACUAACAGACAGCACAGGAAAUGAGCGCGCACACUGCUGUAUGCAGUGCAUCUGGAGUUUACCAGCACCAGAAUAUCAAAUAUGUGACUCUGCAGGCUGUGCAUUUUUAGCUCUCAGGUAAGAGUAAAGCAAGCAUUGAGACAGUCACUGUAUGAAUCCGCUCUUACAACACUACUAUAUAAUAUCUUCUUCCUGGACAAAGGUGGAUCACUUUAACCUAAUUUUGACCUGAAAUCAAGUGCAUGGUUAUUUAAAACCACACCCGACACUGAUGUGUGGUAUU
Molecule: messenger RNA, 3205 nt
Organism: Ictalurus furcatus (blue catfish)
Lineage: Eukaryota; Metazoa; Chordata; Actinopteri; Siluriformes; Ictaluridae
Product: BICD family-like cargo adapter 1
Exons: 9
Coding region: 1640-2917 (425 amino acids)
Biological process (GO): Golgi to secretory granule transport; vesicle transport along microtubule
Source: RefSeq, a predicted model, not a curated record